GAUAAGUUAAACAUUUUAAUAUUAGAUUCAAUUAUAAUAGGUUUAAAGUAAAUGGAUAUUGAUUAUCUUCAGUGUGAAAUAAUAUCAUUAUUUGGCAAACUUCCAUGAUCGAGUUACACGAGUGACAACUCCAUUGUUAAAGAAAAAACUAAUCUAGGACAAUAACAAAAUGGUGACUGAAAUAGUUUUUCGUGCGGAUAUAUGUACUGAUGAUGUGGAAGAUUUGUUUAGCCUGAUCGUGAAACCAGGAUAUAAAAAUGUAUCAACACUUUUCAAUAUCUCACAGAAUCGUAUUAUGAUGUGCGCAUCACCGUUCUCAUCGACAUUUGAAAAGAAUGUUCUAAGAAAUUGUGCUAAACUUUGUACCGACAGUUUGAGUCUUGAACAAAAGUUCAAAGAACAGCGAAGGAUAACUGUUAUUAAAAUUGGCCGUAAAACAAUGUUGCUUAACAAAGCAGAAGAAAUUGCAGUGGCUGAAUCGAAAGUGAAAAGGAAUAUCAUUUCUAAACAGUGGAAAUUAAGACGGAUAGACAGCAAAUCAAUGGUGAAAUUAUUGCAUAGUAUCAGCCCAAGUUGUAGUAGUAGAAAAAUAAACCAGUCUAAUUUUGCGGAUAGAAGCAGCAGAAGUAUCAAAGUUGUCAAGCCAAGGACAGUACAAGCAAAAAAAUGUCAUCAGCAUGGCCUAAUAUUUGUAACAGCUCCAAAUGGAAAGCAGAAUUACAAGAACCCAUCUUAUCCACAAACCGCUGAAGAUAAAUACCCUAUACAGGCGACAGAUGUCGAUACGGACUGUCCAAGCAUGCAAAUGGCCGUUAGCGCCCAGUCGAUGUUUUCCCGACGUGGUGAAACAAGCUUACCAUCAGGUGUUUCGUAUCAGUCUGGACACAUCAGUUCGUCUGCUGUUAAUGCACCAUUUACACAAAGAUCAAGUCAGUCAAGAGAUUCGGUUGCUUUUAUUCCAGCUGUACCUAGAUAUGCAGAUUAUAUGGCGUAUGGAAAAAGACUAUCAACAUAUCAAACAACUAAGUGGCUAGUGAAUGAAAAACCUGACAGAGGUAUACUUGCAGAUCUGGGAUUUUUCUUUACAGGUCGGGACGAUUUGGUGAGAUGCUAUAUGUGUGGCAUUGGUCUGAAAGACUGGGUGAAGAAUGACGACGUGCUUCAGGAGCACGUGAAACAUUCACCAAAAUGUCACUUUUUAUUGCAACACGUUGGCAAAAAUAAAGUUGAUCGUAUUCAGAGAGAUUCUUUGACAGUCAGUUCCUCUGGUUCCCAGCUGCCGUAUAAGAUACGAUCUCCUCAGUAUCAAACAAUGGAAGCAAGACUUGCAACUUUCAAAUCCUUUUCCAGCAACAUUGGAAUCCCGCACCAAGAGCUAGCAGUCGCUGGACUAUACUUUACAGGCCAAGGAGAUUUAUGCAGGUGUUUUACAUGUGACGGCGGACUCAAGGACUGGAGUACAGGAGAUGAUCCCUGCAGAGAACAUGCAACAUAUUUUCCUAAUUGCGAUUAUAUUAAUCAGCUGAAAGGACGGGACUAUGUUAGAACACUGCAGCAAAGACGACAUAAUAACCAAUCUCCGGGUGCACAAGGUGACACUUCUCAGGCAAUACAGGAACCAGAAGCCUCCGCGUUACUGCCAAUGGACAGUCUUGACAUUUCUAGCAGUAACGAUUCUAGAAAAGUAAGCCAGGUUACAGGAAUGGGUUAUACAGAACGUGACGUGGAAACAGCGAAAGCAGAAUUGAAGAAAAAUGGUGAUACUAAUCCCAGUGUUGAAGCUAUUGUGAACACGAUACUUGAUAUACAACACAAAGCAACUGAUACAGCUAAUUCAGCGGAAAGUGAUCCCGAAGAUUUGCAAGCAAUUGCUGAAGAAAAUGAGCGACUUUCCCAGAUGGUCCAAUGUAUGUUGUGUGUCAAGGAAGAACCGGAUAUACUAUUUUUGCCAUGUGCACAUCACCGCAUUUGCCAUAAAUGCUCUGAAAACAUUACUCGUUGUCCAGUUUGCAACAAUUACAUUAAGGAAAAGGUCAGGACGUACCGGGCCUAGUGUGGGGGCAAUGUAACAAACAAGUCAUAUUUCACGUAGUAUUGCGUAUCUGAUGAAACAUGUUUGAAACUAUAUAUAUAUAUAAGUAGGUAACAACGUUCACGCAUCAGUCGUUAGGCCAUAAAAUCAAUCCUCUCUAAUAGCACUCUCUGAAAAACAAAAUCUCUUACCUCUGACUCAACGCUGUUGAAAUGAGAGUAGAGAUAAAAUGGUUUUCUGAGAAAAUAUCAGUGUCAGUAUAAAGAAAGAAAUUAACAUUCUUACAUAUUAUUUUAUCUCAACAGACUUUGUAAUUCUAGUCGGUUACUUGUAUGUUGACAAAUCGUGAAUAAACAGGUGCGUUUCAAUACUUUUUAUGUCGGAUUAGUAUGCUGUCAUAACAAAAUUAUCCGCUAUUUGUCUAAUGAAUCUAGAAGAUAUUUAUACAAUGCAUAUUAAAUCUGAAAAACUACAAAUUAAAAAAAAAAUAACAGUCAGAAUAUACAAAGGGCGCCUACAUUACGUCACAUUAUUUUGCAUGUGCCACAAUAUAUUGAAGUUUCAUAUCCAGUGCACUACGGUAUAUUAACAACUGCUGUACCGUUCAGUUAGUUAGCCAAAUAGGUAAAUGAGGGAUGUAUUAAUAUGAUCUAAGAUGCAAUUGGGCGGAAACGUUCCUUAUAUUUACUAAAAGUAUAUGAACUUGUCAGUUUGUCAGUACUGCCACUUUGAUAAUAGUAAACUAAAUCGACUUUGAUAAAUAGUAAGCUAAAUUCACUUUGAUAAAUAGUAAACUAUACCCACUUUGAUAAAUAGAAAACUAAAUCCACUUUGAUAAAUAGUAAACUAUACCCACUUUGGUAAAUAAUAAACUAAACCAACAUUGAUCAAUAGUAAACUAAAUCCAUUUUAAGAAAUAGUAAACUAAACCCACUUUGAUCAAUAGUAAAACUAAACCAGCUUUAAUAAAUAGUAAGCUAAAUCCAUGUUGAUAAAUAGUAAACUAAACCCACUUUGAUAAAUAGUAAAUUAAACCCACGUUUAUAAAUAGUAAACUAAACCCACUUUGAUUAAUAGUAAGCUAAACCCACUUUGAUAAAUAGUAAAGUAUACCCACUUUUAUAAAUAGUAAACUAAAUCCACUUUGAUAAAUAGUUAACUAAACCCACUUUGAUAAAUAGUAAGCUAAACCCACUUUGAUAAAUAGUAAAGUAUACCCACUUUUAUAAAUAGUAAACUAAAUCCACUUUGAUAAAUAGUUAACUAAACCCACUUUGAUUAAUAGUAAACUAAACCCAAGUUGAUCAAUAGUAAACUAAACCCACUUUGAUAUAUAGUAAACUAAACCCACUUUGAUAAAUAGUAAACUAAACCCACGUUGAUAAACAGUCUAAAUCCACGUUGAUAAAUAGUAAACUAAACCCACCACUUUGAUAAAUAGUAAACUAAACCCACGUUGAUAAAUAGUGAAAUAAAUCCACGUUGAUAAAUAGUAAACUUAACCCACGUUGAUGAAUAGUAAACUAAACCUACUGUGAUAAAUAGAAAACUAAAUCCACUUUGAUAAAUAGUAAGCUAAAUCUGCUUUGAUAAAUAGUAUACUAAACCCACGUUAAUACAUAAUAAGCUAAACCCAUGUUGAUCAAUAGUAAAUUAAAUCCACUUUGAUAAAUAGUAAACUAUACCCACAUUGAUCAUUAGUAAACUAAAACAACUUUGAUAAAUAGUAAACUAAACCCACGUUGAUAAAUACUUAACUAAACCCACUUUGAUAAAUAGUAAGCUACACCCACUUUGAUAAAUAGUAAGCUAAACCCGCUUAAAUAAAUAGUAAACUAUACCCACUUUGAUAAAUAAUUAACUAAACCCACUGUGAUAAAUAGUAAACUAUACCCACUUUGAGAAAUAGUAAGCUAAACCCACUUUAAUAAAAAGUAAGCUAUACCCACUUUAAUAAAUAGUAAACUGUACCCACUUUGAUAAAUACUAAACUAAACCCACUGUGAUAAAUAGUAAAGUUUACCCACUUCGAUAAAUAGUAAGCUCAAUCCACAUUGAUCAAUAGUAAACUAAACCCACUUUGAUCAAUAGUAAACUAUACCCACUGUGAUAAAUAGUAAACUAUACCCGCUUUGAUAAAUAGUAAGCUAAACCCACUUUGAUAAAUCGUAAACUAUACCCACUUUGAUAAAUAGUAAACUAAACCCACUUUGAUCAAUUGUAAACUAAACCCGCUGUGAUAAAUAGUAACAUUUGCCCACUUUGAUCAAUAGUAAGCUAAAUCCCCUUUGAUCAAUAGCAAACUAAACCAACUUUGAUAAAUAGUAAACUAUACCCACUUUGAUCAAUAGUAAACUAAACCCACUUUGAUAAAUAGUAAACUAAACCCACGUUUAUAAAUAGUAAACUAAACCCACUUUGAUCAAUAGUAAACUAAGCCCACGUUGAUAAAUAGUAAAGUAUACCCACUUUUAUAAAUAGUAAACUAAAUCCACUUUGAUAAAUAGUUAACUAAACCCACUUUGAUAAAUAGUAAGCUAAACCCACUUUGAUAAAUAGUAAAGUAUACCCACUUUUAUAAAUAGUAAACUAAAUCCACUUUGAUAAAUAGUUAACUAAACCCACUUUGAUUAAUAGUAAACUAAACCCAAGUUGAUCAAUAGUAAACUAAACCCACUUUGAUAUAUAGUAAACUAAACCCACUUUGAUAAAUAGUAAACUAAACCCACAUUGAUCAUUAGUAAACUAAAACAACUUUGAUAAAUAGUAAA
Mercenaria mercenaria is the source of this 4803-nucleotide messenger RNA. Its product is annotated as E3 ubiquitin-protein ligase XIAP-like. The coding region runs from base 170 to 2053 and encodes 627 amino acids. The transcript is spliced from 10 exons. The record is from RefSeq and is a predicted model, not a curated record. NCBI's taxonomy places the organism in Eukaryota, Metazoa, Mollusca, Bivalvia, Venerida, Veneridae.